This is a messenger RNA of Xyrauchen texanus (razorback sucker), 2200 nucleotides long. Its product is annotated as hemopexin-like. The transcript has 10 exons. The record is from RefSeq and is a predicted model, not a curated record. NCBI's taxonomy places the organism in Eukaryota, Metazoa, Chordata, Actinopteri, Cypriniformes, Catostomidae. Bases 79 to 1389 code for a protein of 436 amino acids.
CCCCCACCUCACAGCGGCAUAUAAAUUAUCUAGAGCUCCAUCUAAAUUUGAGGUCUUUCUUCACAGAAACCAGAAGACAUGGAGGUGUUCUUCCAAACUUUUACUCUGUGCCUGGUUCUUUCCCUGAGCUCCACUGCUCCCUCCUUUGAGGAUCGAAUGAUGGCGGAUCACCAUGCAGACCACGCUAAAGAAGAUCACUAUGAGGCCAAGAUUAACCGGUGUGAUGGAGUUGAGUUUGAUGCCAUUGUGACAGAUGAGCAUGGAGUCAUCUAUUUCUUCAAGGGUGAAUACAUGUGGUCAGGGUUUCGACAACCUGCAAUUCAAAUUAAUAAGGAGUUCUCGAAAAAUAUAGAUGCUGCAUUCCACAUGCAUUAUCCAGCUGAAUCCUCUUACCAUAACCACAUGUUCUUCUUCCACAAUGAUAAAGUGUUUAGCAUCUUUAAGGACAGUAGGGUGGAGGGCUAUCCCAAAGACAUCUCUGAGGUUUUCCCCGGCAUUCCAGACAACCUGGACGCCGCUGUGGAGUGCCCCAAAGGAGAGUGUGUGGCUGACUCAGUUCUGUUCUUCAAGGAAAAUGAGGUGUUUGCCUUCGACAUAAGGACUAAGACAGUGCAAAAGAGGCCUUGGACUCAUCUGCCCAACUGCACUUCAGCUCUCCGCUGGUUGGAACACUAUUAUUGUUUCCAUGGGCACAACUUUACCCGUUUCCACCCAGUUACUGGUGCUGUGGUGGGCAACUACCCGAAAGAUUCUCGUGACUACUUCAUGCGCUGCACAAACUUUGGUCAUGGUGGAAAUGACACAGAGAGGGAGCGCUGCAGUCUCGAGCACUUGGACGCCAUCACCUCUGAUGACUUAGGAAAAGCCUAUGCUUUCAGAGGUGACUUUUAUUUGCGUCUAAGUGACAGUCAGGCCGAUGGAUGGCAUGCUUUUCCUAUUGCUAGCACAUGGAAAGAUAUUAAAGGGGACGUGGAAGCAGUUUUCUCAUAUCAUGGAAAACUAUACUUCAUCAAGGAUGAGCAGGUGUUUAUCUAUAAAUCCGGAGAUGAACAUACAUUGAUUGAGGGCUACCCCAAACCACUGAAAGAGGAGCUUGGCAUUGAUGGACCUGUAAAUGCAGCCUUUGUUUGUGGCGAGUAUGAGAUUGUCCAUGUAAUCAAAGAUCACAAAAUGUAUGAUAUCGACCUGAGUGCCACACCGCGCAAAGUGCUGAGAGCACUAUCAGUGCCUUUCCCCAAGAUCGAUGCUGCUACAUGUGGUCCAGAUGGCAUAAAGGUGUUUGUAGGCCCUCGGUUCUUCCACUAUGAGACACCCAGGCUUUUUGCACUCAGCCGUAUCAACCCAAUUCCACACAAAAUUUCUACUGAGCUACUGGGAUGUGACCAAUAGGGAGAAAUAAAAAGAGUGAAAAAAGAGUGCUACACAAAAUAAAUGGAAAAGGAAGACCUAAAUUAGCCAUUGCUCAAUGAAGGAUUGUGGCUUGUCUUAAAUAUUACUGUCAACUUGAAAUUAAUUUUUAUAUUUUUAACCAUCUUUUGGCAUUUUGAUUUUAUCAUACAGAUUCUCAUCAUUUUAUCAAACACUAUGAAAUGUUGUAUUGCUAAUACUUUAUAAUGUUUAAUAUUUUAAUCAAUAUAUUAAGCUGUAACUGAUUGGGACAGUGUACUGCAUAGAAGUGAUCACCCAGUUGUGUUGUUGAAUGGCACAUAUUAACAUUUAAAAACACUCUAGAUGAAGAUCUUUGACCCACUUCCAUGUUUUUAUUGCUCUUCCUUUAUCCUACAGCGUCACCAUCACUGUUACUGUCACCAGUGGCGUAGCUAAGUGUGGGCCCACCCAAAUUAGACCCAGGCCCACCCAGAAUAUUAGAGAUUAUUCUUUGACUUCAAAAAUAUAUUCCUUAAAUAGUUUUAAAAAUGCAUAAAUUCUGAUUUCUAAAAGUGUGAAAGAACUGUUAGGAAAUUUUGAGUUUGGAAAAUUGGGGCGAUAAAAUUUGGGAGAAAAUUUGACCCAUUCAUUUUUUAUUGAGGCCCACCCUAAAGUAAUCACCAGGCUAUGCCCUUGACUGUCACUGUAAUAAACAAUAUUAUACUUUGUCCAGAUUUUGCCCCCGCUUGGAAACUCUCCUAUUUAUCAAUUAUACCCCUUUAAACAACAUUUCUCUUUUAAACAAAAUAAAUAAAUAAAUAAAUAAUAAUAA